AUGGCAGAGGCAGCAGUAGUCCUAGCUCUCGGCAAGCUUGUUACCUCUUUUGGAGUAUCAUCACUAAGGACUUACCUAGAGAAAGAACCCGCACGGCUCCCAGAUCUACCAUACACUGCAAAGCACAUCGAGAGGGAAUUAGACAUGAUCCAUCAUUUCUUGAGCCAGGUUGGAACAAAAAUCUACAGCAAUAAAGUUCUUGAAGGCUGGAUAGUAAGGGUGCGGAAGGUCGCUUACCGUGUUGAGGACAUAACAGAUGAGUACAGCUAUAACAUAGCUCUUGAACAUGAAAACCAUUUUAAAAGGUUAAUACACAAGUUCUUCUAUCCAACUGCUUUUCAUCGCAUCGCUAUUGAGCUUAAAGAUAUCGAGGAAGAGAUCAAGCACUUGUCACAGCUGAAAAGGGAUUAUCGAGAAAUGUUCAAUGAAUUACUUGACAACACUAGUGAUAGUGCUCAUAUUCAUCUCCUGUCAUCUAAUGGUUCUCCUCAUGCCGUUAAAGGAGAUGACAUUGUUGGGAUGAAAGAAGACAUGGAGCUGCUUGGCAGAUGGCUAGAUCCCAAGGAGUUAGAUCGAACAGUAAUAUCAAUAUGGGGUUUUGGUGGAUUGGGUAAAACAACCCUAGUCAGGAAGGUUUAUGAUUGGGAGAAGGGAAUGAAGAGCUUUGACUGUUAUUCAUGGAUUGCAGUAUCACAUAACUAUAACAUCAAUGCUAUAUUAAGGCAGUUGAUUCAAGAGCUGAGCGAGGACCAAAGCAAAAUCCCCACUGAUCUUGACACUAUGCACCAUGGUAAGCUGAAUGAUGAGUUAAAGGAGGUUUUGUCAAAUAAGAAAUACUUGAUUGUACUCGAUGAUGUAUGGGAUACUAGAGCUUUCCAUGAGCUAUCUGACUCAUUGAUGGAUGAUAAGAAAGGAAGUAGGAUAAUAAUCACAACCAGGAAUAAUGACGUUGCUUCAUUGGCUCAAGAAAUGUACAAGAUGAAGCUUAAUCCACUAGGCAAUGAUGAUGCAUUUGAACUCUUUCAUAGAAGGUGCUUCCAGAAAAGCAAUAUGGAGUGCCCCUCUCAUUUGGAGGAAUUGUCUAGGCAGAUUGUAAAUAAGUGUGGAGGCUUGCCGUUGGCAAUUAAUGCAAUAGGAAAUGUAUUGGCUGUACAGGAAUCAAAAGAGAUAGUAUGGAGAAGAAUAAACAAUCAAUUCAAGUGUGAAUUGGAGGACAACCCUGGCCUAGACAAAGUAAGGAGCGCACUGAGCAUAAGCUUCAUGUACCUGCCAAGGCAUCUCAAGAAUUGUUUUUUAUAUUGCAGUAUGUUCCCGCAAGAUUAUAUUUUCAAGCGUGAGCUUCUUAUCAAGCUAUGGAUAGUAGAGGGCUUUGUAAUACAGCGAGGUCAGAGUACAUUGGAGGAGGUUGCAGACGGCUACUUCACUGAGCUGAUCCAACAAAGCAUGAUGCAACUUGUUGAGAACGAUGAGAUUGGUAGAGUGGUAAGCUGCAGGAUGCAUGACAUUAUGAGGGAAUUAGCACUCUCCUUUUCUAGGAAGGAAAGAUUUGGUCUGGCGGACAUAAACCUUGAAACUCAAAAGAAGGAUGAUGUUCGCCGGCUGUUAGUGUCAAACUUUGAUCAGGUGAAUCAGCUGAUAAAAUCAAGCAUGGACCUUCCUCGUCUCCGGACAUUCAUUGCAGCCAACAGAGUUGCUAAUUAUCAGUUGUUAACCUUACUAAUUUCCAGGUGUAAAUACCUUGCUGUUCUAGAACUACGAGACUCACCCUUGGACAAGAUUCCAGAAAAUAUUGGGGACUUGUUCAACUUGCGCUAUCUUGGCUUAAGGAGGACACGUAUUAAGUCCCUACCAAUAUCAAUUAAAAAGCUCACCAAUUUGGAAACUCUGGACUUGAAAUCAACUAACAUUGAAAGGCUCCCAAGAGAGGUAGCUAAAUUAAAGAAGCUGAGGCACAUCUUUGCAGAGCAAUUGUAUGACCCAGAAGAGAGGCAAUUGCGUUACUUCCGUGGUGUGAAAUUGCCUGACUGUGCUUUUGAUUUGGCACAGCUGCAGACUCUCCAGACUGUUGAAGCAACCAAGGAAUCGGUGAAGCUACUGAAAUACUUGCCUGAGCUGAGGCUUCUGUGUGUCGAGAAUGUUUGUCGUGCUGACUGUGCAACACUGUUUUCUUCCUUAUCAAAUAUGAACCACCUUUAUGACUUGGUCAUCAGCGCCAACGAUCUGAAUGAACCUCUGGAUUUUAAUGCUUUCAAUCCUAUAUGUACAAAGCUAGAGAAGCUCACAAUCAGAGGAUGCUGGGACAAUGAGACAUUCCGAAGACCAGUGUUCUGUGAGUAUGGUGCAAAUAUCAAGUACCUGACACUGACAUUUUGCAAAAAUGACACCAAUCCACUCCCAUCAAUAUCAUCAAGCGUGCCAAAUCUGAUAUUUUUGAGCAUACGCAGGGGAUGUUGGGCUGAGGACAUAAUUCUCCGUGCAGGAUGGUUUCCUCAGCUGAGGACUCUUUGGUUGGGAAAAUUGGAGGAGUUGAGAAGGCUAGUCAUUGAGGAAGGGGCCAUUAUUAGGCUGGAAGUGCUGCUUCUGCUGUCGCUCCCAUCCCUCAGGGAGGUUCCUAAAGGUUUGGAGCUUCUUGCAUCCCUCAAGAAGCUCAAUGUCACGAUGCAACACCAUGAACUCAAGGUAGAGUGGGAACGAGACAACUGGAAAACAAAAUUGCAUCGUAUCCAAGAAAUACGUUUCUAAGAAGAGAUUAUUGGCUGAUGCCUGUAUUUUUCUUUUUCUUUUUAUAUGAUGCUAGUAUGUCUAGCGUUUGCUUGUGUUUUCAGUGUUCACAACAAAUUGAAAGAGUGGCUGUUUUGUCUUCUUUUA
This is a messenger RNA of Oryza sativa Japonica Group (Japanese rice), 2868 nucleotides long. RefSeq names its product disease resistance protein RPM1. Gene Ontology annotation, molecular function: ADP binding; protein binding. Gene Ontology annotation, biological process: defense response to other organism. Lineage: Eukaryota; Viridiplantae; Streptophyta; Magnoliopsida; Poales; Poaceae. The record is from RefSeq and is a predicted model, not a curated record.